Melanotaenia boesemani (Boeseman's rainbowfish) is the source of this 2634-nucleotide messenger RNA. RefSeq names its product group 3 secretory phospholipase A2-like. Gene Ontology annotation, molecular function: A2-type glycerophospholipase activity. Gene Ontology annotation, biological process: arachidonate secretion; phospholipid metabolic process. Bases 293 to 2455 code for a protein of 720 amino acids. Lineage: Eukaryota; Metazoa; Chordata; Actinopteri; Atheriniformes; Melanotaeniidae. The transcript has 7 exons. The record is from RefSeq and is a predicted model, not a curated record.
GUAAACCAUAUUAAAACAUAGUAAAUACAUAGUAAAAUAACUUAAGAAUCACAUACAGUACAUGGACACACACAGAUACGUGUGCAAAAUUGAGAGUCAAAUUUCAGACCAAUGAGAGCACUUUUCAAUCGCGUGUUUUCCUCAAAGGCUGUGAUCACAUCUGAGACAUCUUGUAACCCGGCCGGUGCAGAAACAUGUGCCAAUGAAUGUGGAAGAAUUCGUCUAUUCAGAGAUUCAUUUAAAGACUUAAGCUGGUCUUAAGCUGGACUGAUUGCAAGCCUAUACAACUGAGAUGGAAAGCAGAUGUCUGUUUCAAACUGCUUUCGUUUUAUUGUCGCUCAGUCUCUUAGCAGCACAAGACGUGACCGGAUCAAAUCUUUCCUGUUUCAGAUUGAAUCCUGCUGACGGACAGACGAGCAUUACCUUUCUGCACCGAGACACAGCCGGUGUACGCUCCUUGUAUCUCACUGUUUGGUCCGAACAUAUGAGACUGGUAGAAUGUCACAUAUUUUCCAGUAUACAUGCUACGGAAGGUUAUCACGCUUUCUGCAACAAAAAAAACUGGGACCAAGAAGUUCCCCAUAAGUUUAAUAUCAGCAUGGUGCUGACUGCUCCGUGCGCGCCUGUUCCUUCUGGCGCGCCAGAGUUUACCAGGCACACAACUGAAGACGGGACAGACAGAAAAGUUCGGAGGAAACGUUCCUGGAUAUUGCCAGGCACCUUGUGGUGCGGCAGUGGAAGCAGAGCGGUUGGAUAUGAGCAAUUAGGCAUGUUUGAGGGUGCAGAUAAAUGUUGCCGUGAGCACGACCACUGUCUGCACAUCAUCCCAACGUUCACUGUGAAUUACGGUGUCUUCAACCCCAACUUCUUCACUGUUUCACACUGCGACUGUGACCAAAGGUUUCGACAGUGCCUUCUGGGCAUGAAUGAUAGCAUUUCUCAUAUGGUGGGGUACAGCUUCUUCAACAUUCUACAGGUUCCGUGUUUUGAGCUAAAACAGAUGAAGCGGUGCACAGAGAUGUACUGGUGGGGAAUGUGCAAAAGAGCCAAAGAGGCCCCAUAUGCUGUCUUCAAAAAGCCCCUGCCUUACAACAGCUCGGAUGACACAAGCAAAUAUGUAAACAUUGGCAGUAACAAUUUAACAAGCAGUGAAAGGCAAAAUUCAACAGAAAGCCUCAUUGUCAAGUUUCUCAGGAAGUCAUCCAAAACCGAACGUGGAUGUGGACUGAGAGAUCCCCCCAGAGGAGAUACUUUCCACCGCAGAAGAACAAAGGGGAAAGGAUGUAAAAGGCACCAAAAAUUGUCAGGAGUAUUACCUUCACAAGUUCCCACAGUAUUAAGGGUACACACAUCAACGAUGUCCAUAAAAAUGGGUCCUGCUAAAAGUAGCUCACUAAUCUCAAAUAAUAAAAGAGCUGGGAAAAUGAAUUUCAGAAAGAGCUCAUCGCGCUUUGAACAGACAGGCCAUAUCCCUGCAAAAGUGCCCACAAUCACUGACCAAAAAAUGCCAUCUGCAACACCCUUAAGUAUAACACUGUUAACACAGAGACUGACACUUCAGCUGAAGCCAACACCAGCAAUUGUAGGAUGGAACAAAACCUUCACAAGCCACCAAAAAGUCACAGAUCCAUCCUUCCUGCCUGUAAGAGGUAACACCUCUCAUUUACACUGUAAAAGCAGCCUGAAGCCAGAAACAGCAUCUAACAGAACAACUGCUACACUGGCAAAAACAAUCAAAGAGAAUCAACAAUCAUCACAUGAGAGCCAACAUCUCAAAAAGACAACAGUAACACCCAACCAGGACACUUCAUUAACUUUACAGAGCACAGUUACCCUUGCAACACCGGUCACAACAAAACUAAGGGCAAUGGUUUCUCUUGAUAAAGAUGACAAGUCACAGAACUGGGUGGAUUUCUAUCCCCUGUGGAACAAUACAAGCCAGAAGCUGUUAGUUAGUACCGUAGUCCACAACUUCCAUGCAGAGAAAAGCCUAACACAAAACGGUGCACUCCGUAAUAUGACAGAUACUCAGUUCCAGUGUCACAGUCUGAAACAUCUGGAUGACUGUAAAUUCAAAAUUCCUCCUCUAGAGAAGAAAUAUAACCUACAGAACAUGGAGUCCAAGGCCACCUACCAUUGUGAUUGUACUAGCCGCUUGGCUGUUGAGAUUGAAAGCUUCAAGCAACCCAGCAUCCUCCCUAGUCUACUGGUGGAGUUUGUCUCUCAGCAGUGCUUUACUCUGCCAAAGAAGAAAAACUGCCGCCACAAAAAGAGAUGUUUUCAUGGAUUCAGUAAAGCCUCUGACCUACAUACAGCACUUAAGAAGAUAGAAGAAAAAAAUGCUGCUGGGAUGGGAAUUUUAUCAAGUGACAAAAAAAGACGGGUUCCUGUUCGUCUUUAUAAGCGAUGCUUGAGGCUAGAGAAGAAAGCUGAUAUUAUGGCAAAGCUCAAAUGAUGGAAGAAGCUGCUAUGUGCAGCAACAAAAAUAUUUGAAAACUUGCUAACAAAAUCAGAUUGUGUGAUGAAAACAAAUGUAAUAUAAACUUUUAUUUUGUGUCUGCCUGAUGCAGUUGGUUUUAAUUUGAUUUUAUUUAAAAUUAUGUGCAAAGGUCAUUUUCACAAAUUAUUAAAAAG